GGCUUAUUAGAAUGCUGGACAUAGCUAAGGAAAAAAUCUUUCAGUUGAUUGUAGGUUAGUAGAGAUGAUUCAAAUAGAAACACAAAAGGAAAAGAAAAAAAGAGUGGGGAAAACCAAAACAGCAUCCAAGAAAUACAGAAAAAAAUAUGUAUUUGGUGUCCACAAAGGAGAGGAGAGAGAAGCUGAAACAGAAGAACUAUUUGAAGAGAAAAUGGCUGAGAGUUUUUCAAAAUUAUGAAACACAACAAACCACAUAUCCAAGAAUCUCAGAGGACCCCAAGCAGGAUAAACAGAAACCUACACUUAGAUGUAUUGUGGUUAAACUAUUGAAAAUCAAAGACAGAAUCUUGAAGCCAGAGAAAAUGAAAUUUUAAAUACAGAAGGAUAAAAGCUAGUAGUUACAGCAGAUUUGUCAUUAGAAACCAUGCAAGUUAGAAGAUAAGAGAGAUGGUUUUAAAGUGCUGGAUGAAAAAUUUCAAAACACCUUCAAUGAAAGAAGACAAAAGACUUUGUUUUUUUUAUAGGACAAACAAAAGUUGAAAGAAUGCAUUAGCAACAGACCUGCAUAACAAGAAAUGUUAAGGAAAUUUCAAGCACAAGAAAAUAAAGAUAUAUACAAUGAAAUAAAGAUCAUCAUCAGUGGUGACAACGAGCAUACAUAUAAAAGACUUUUUCUUAUUUUUAGUUUUUAAAAAAUAUAAUUGACCACCUAAACCAGUAAUAGUAAACAUAUUGUGGAAUAUACAAUAGGAGUAAGAUGUGUGACAACCAAAGCACAGAAGAUGGGGGAAGAAAUGUAAUACUUACCAAUAUUCAAAACAGAAGCCCUAAGCCUGGCCCUGCUCCCCACGAUCAAGAACUAGGUUUUUUCCUAGAAACAGGACUUCAGAGAGCCCAUGUCCUCUAUUUCAAAAAUGGGAACUUGACGAGAGGAGUCGGGAGAUUCAGAGAGAUCCUCAGAGCAGUAGAAACAAGAACAACACAAAACCUGCGAAUGACAAUAGCCAGGCAGUUGGCGGAGAUCUUGUUGCGGGGUAUGUGUGAACAGAGCUACUGGAACCCUCUGGAGGAUCCGCCCUGCCAGUCACCUCUGGACGACCCUCUCCGGAAAGGAGCAAACACAAAAACCUACACCCUCACUCGGAAAGCCCGCGUCUACUCAGGAGAGAACAUUUUUUGUCCUCAAGAAAAUACUGAAGAAGCCCUGUUGUUACUGCUGAUUAGUGAAUCGAUGGCCAACCGGGACGCUGUGCUGAGCAGAACACCUGAGCACAAGAGUGACCGUCUCAUCAGUUUGCAGAGUGCCUCGGUGGUCUAUGAUCUACUGACCAUUGCCCUUGGAAGAAGAGGCCAGUAUGAGAUGCUGUCGGAGUGCUUGGAAAGAGCCAUGAAGUUUGCCUUCGAGGAGUUCCAGCUCUGGUACCAGUUUGCCCUGUCUCUCAUGGCUGCGGGAAAAUCUGCACGGGCCGUGAAGGUGCUGAAAGAGUGUAUCCGUCUGAAGCCUGACGACGCCACCAUCCCGCUCCUCGCCGCGAAGUUGUGCAUGGGCUCCCUUCACUGGUUGGAAGAGGCUGAGAAGUUUGCCAAAACUGUCGUAGAUGCGGGAGAGAAAACGUCAGAGUUCAAGGCCAAAGGCUACUUAGCUCUGGGGCUCACGUACAGUCUGCAGGCCACUGAUGCUUCUUUGCGAGGGAUGCAGGAGGUCCUACAGAGAAAGGCGCUUCUUGCAUUUCAGAGGGCCCACAGCCUGUCACCUACAGAUCACCAAGCAGCUUUCUACCUGGCUCUGCAGCUGGCCAUCUCCAGACAGAUCCCAGAGGCUCUGGGGUACGUCCGCCAAGCUCUUCAACUUCAAGGUGAUGACGCCAACUCCCUGCACCUCCUUGCCCUCCUACUGUCUGCACAAAAGCAUUACCACGAUGCUCUGAAUAUCAUUGACAUGGCCCUCAGUGAAUAUCCGGAGAAUUUUAUACUACUGUUUUCCAAAGUGAAGUUGGAGUCUCUCUGCCGGGGCCCAGAUGAGGCGCUCCUCACUUGUAAGCACAUGUUACAAAUAUGGAAAUCCUGCUACAACCUAACCAAUCCCAGUGAUUCUGGACGUGGGAGCAGCCUCUUAGAUAGAACCAUUGCUGACAGACGACAGCUUAACACAAUUACUUUGCCAGACUUCAGCGAUCCCGAGACAGUGUCAGAUACCUCCUCCUCCUCCUCUUCUCUUUCAAGAACCGAAUCUCCUCUCCACCUGUUUGUGUCUCCUCAUCUUCGUUCUCAUCCUAAACCUGACAUCUUUGUGUGGCCCCCCACGGCUCAUUCAUUCAAUGACCCAAGUCCCCGCCAGGAACCCUCUCUGUGCAACUCUCCAGAAGUAUACUUUCAUGGUUUUCCCUCCCUUUUUUCAGUUAGCUCUGUCCAUGCCACAUCCGUGGCAGCAUCCAGAGUGGAACAGGCACUGUCUGAAGUGGCCUCGUCUCUGCAGAGCAGUGCCCCCAAGCAGGGCCCGCUACACCCCUGGAUGACGCUGGCGCAGAUCUGGCUCCAUGCAGCUGAAGUCUACAUUGGCAUCGGGAAACCUGCAGAAGCCACAGCCUGUACUCAGGAAGCUGCCAACCUCUUCCCGAUGUCCCAUAACGUCCUGUACAUGCGCGGCCAGGUCGCAGAGCUCCGAGGAAACCUUGAGGAAGCCCGGCGGUGGUACGAAGAAGCCUUAUCCAUCAGUCCCACCCACGUGAGGAGCAUGCAGCGACUGGCCCUGAUCCUUCAUCAGCUGGGCCGCUACAGUCUAGCGGAGAAGAUCCUCCGGGAUGCGGUGCAGGUGAACUCGACAGCCCACGAGGUCUGGAACGGGCUGGGCGAGGUCCUGCAAGCCCAGGGCAACGACGCAGCGGCCACCGAGUGCUUCCUGACAGCCCUGGAGCUGGAGGCCAGCAGCCCAGCCGUGCCCUUCACCAUCAUCCCCCGGGUGCUCUGAGCAGGCGCCUGCCAGCCUCACUGCCGCUAAGGCCCCCAGGCCCCCCCUCCGCCCCGGGCGCCCCCCGCACCAAGGCCAUGGAGGAGCGUGCGACUGGCCACACUGAGCUAAGCGAACGAGCCCCGGUCCAUUGCUCUCUCCACGUGCAUUUCUGUUGUUGUGCUGACCAGCCCGGUGAUAGUUUCUGAACCUACUGACAUUGUUCAAAAUGGAUUAUGUGCCAUAUUUUGUUAGUCGACAUCUGCGUUUUAAAGUCAAAUGAUAAUGGACUUAAUCAGCAAAUGUAGACGAAUAUAUUCAAAAGUAAAAUUCAGUGGCAGAGCAGAUUAUUUUUAUCAGAGCUGUAGACUCUCCUCCCCUACCAUCCCCGCCCCAACCUCCGCCUGGAAACCAAAUGUGAAUUUUCCAUUUCCCACCUCAGUCCUAGUCCAAGCCAGGACACCAGCUGACGAUCUCUUGGUUUUGUUGUCAGUAACUACACCGUGUGAAUUCCUGUCCUCACUUAGAGCAAAGCCUGAUGUGAGAAUGUUUCUAUUUCACCAAUAUAUGCCUGUUACAAGAGAAGGAAAUAGGAGCUAUUUAAGUUUAACUUUUUUAUGUGAAUUCAGAGUUUAUUUAUCGAUGGAAAUAUGUACAAAGAAGCUUCAAAUGGAAUAUUUACCGACAUUCCUUAUACAUGACAGACACUUGGCUAAAUGGGAAGAUGAUGUUAAUAAUAAAACGAUUUUUAAAUGGA
This is a messenger RNA of Mustela lutreola (European mink), 3704 nucleotides long. RefSeq names its product tetratricopeptide repeat domain 7B (gene TTC7B). Gene Ontology annotation, biological process: phosphatidylinositol phosphate biosynthetic process; protein localization to plasma membrane. Gene Ontology annotation, molecular function: protein binding. The transcript is spliced from 19 exons. Gene Ontology annotation, cellular component: plasma membrane. The coding region runs from base 758 to 2968 and encodes 736 amino acids. The record is from RefSeq and is a predicted model, not a curated record. NCBI's taxonomy places the organism in Eukaryota, Metazoa, Chordata, Mammalia, Carnivora, Mustelidae.